This is a messenger RNA of Trichoderma breve, 7320 nucleotides long. RefSeq names its product phosphatidylinositol-4-phosphate 5-Kinase domain-containing protein. The record is from RefSeq and is a predicted model, not a curated record. The coding region runs from base 1 to 7320 and encodes 2439 amino acids. Gene Ontology annotation, molecular function: metal ion binding; 1-phosphatidylinositol-3-phosphate 5-kinase activity; ATP binding. Gene Ontology annotation, biological process: phosphatidylinositol phosphate biosynthetic process. NCBI's taxonomy places the organism in Eukaryota, Fungi, Ascomycota, Sordariomycetes, Hypocreales, Hypocreaceae. The transcript has 5 exons. Gene Ontology annotation, cellular component: endosome membrane; fungal-type vacuole membrane.
AUGGCAACCAAUAUAUCCAUCUCGAAGCCCCUCGACGGCUCCUCCUUCUCCGGCUCCCUCAUCUCCCCUACAAACUCGCGAGAUCGCCGUGACUCCAUCAACUCUGUCUCUGUGAGCUCCACCUUCGAAAAGGAACAGAUGGCGCAGGCCCUCGACCAGAUACAUACCGCAGCCAGCCGAACCGACUCACUCACUCUUUUCAACGAAUCUUUUGCCCCUCCUCCGGUAAUCGUCCCAGAUACGGAGAGCCGCGGAACAGUACAGCAAGGUCUAAGCGGUCUCUAUAGCCGACUUCGAGUGGCGGUUGGUGCGGCCAGCUCGUCCAAGGCGGCGCAGCGUGAGGACGACGCAGAGAAGCUGGAAAACCUAACUAGAAAGGCAUCCACGGGUGAGGGACAUCGGUCGAAGCCCUCUAUAUCUUCCUUGAACCGCGCCGAAACAGGGGCGACUAUAUCCAGCACAUCGUCUCAACCAGCACCACCCGAUGUUUCUUCUCCCACAACUUCUAUCGGUCCUACGGAUGGCAGGCCGCAAAUGCCCGCUACAUCCAAGUCUGGAAGCAUCAGCUUGAUUGGCAGUUCCAAAUCUAAUCCAUCUGGUCGGCAAAGCCUGCCGACAAACGCCACAAGCGAUGUGACAGCCGCCGAGCCCACCAUCACCUCCGCGAGAAAACGAGAGCCAAGCCGUAGUUCUGCUCAUACUGAAGACAGCGCGGCCCAGAGUUCACGUCGAGGAAGCACCGGCAGACCAGGCUUCCAGACCCGCCUCUCGCCCGUCGAUUCACCAGAAGGCAGUAUUCCUUCGGGGUCGCAAGGAGACGAGAGCGUUUCCAGCGUUGGAGGAGCAAGCGGCGACGCCCCGUUGAGUCCAGUAAAAGGAAAAGCUCCCCUAAUGUCGCCACUGCAAACACUUCACUCGCGAAGUCCCUCUGCCGCGUCGUCUCUGCUAUCCCCCGAUGAUAUCCGGCGAAAACCCGCCGUCAUUGAUCGUAUCAGCCAUUCAAACCACAUUAGAUACGGUUCACGAGACUCGUCUAUUGACCGUGGGACGGCUGAAGCUAGCCCUAUUAGCACAAAUGCUCACAAUUCAGUCCAUCAUAAUUCUUUUUCUCAAGAAUCCAACCCCCAGCGCUCGAGAUCCGGUGAUGUCCGCAUCCCCGGCACCACAGCGAGCCACAGCCACCAAGGGGCAUCAGACCAGAUGAAUGCUCAGCUAGACAGAAUGCGCAGGCAGAUAUUAAGCAAGGAGUUUUGGAUGAAGGACGAAACAGUAAAAGAGUGUUUUCUUUGCCAAUCUCAAUUCACAGCGUUCCGCAGGAAGCAUCACUGCCGAACGUGCGGCUUCAUCUUCGAUUCCAAGUGUACCAUUGUCAUUCCAGGUGACAAAUUUGGCCUUCCCGGCUCUCUAAGGGUUUGCAAACGCUGCCUUGAUGUCAUCACUCGACGAUUUGAUGCAAGUGCCUCUGAGGAUUCUGGAGAUGAGCAGUCCUUUCUACCGAGAAUAUUUGGCACAGAGGAUCCUAGGAAAUCAACGGUAGCCUUUGCACAGCACCACAAGGAACCAGAAGUGAUCGAGGGCUCGGAGACUUCAAGACCAGUAACUACGCCAAUGAUGACGAUACAGGCCGCCCGUCGAGUCAAAGAGUCCAACCCUAAUUCAUCUGUUCUGGAGAUUGGUGCUCCACAGCUGAGCCGGCCAAGCUCGUCUCGCUCUCUCAAGUCUCUAUCCUCUGGUCGACCGCAAUCAUCUGCUGGCCAUAAGAGGCAUCAUUCAAAGCAUGGAUUGUUAGGGAGAAUCAAGCCGGAUCAGGCUCCGUUUCGAAAGGGUAUUCAGGAAGAGAAUGCCAGACGAACAAAAUUCCCAGCUUUCCAUGAUGACAACAUCAUCGAUCCGGAGUUGGCAGAUUUCAUGUCGGAUGACUCUAGCGGAGACGAGCAGGUCGGCAGUAUUUUUGCGACCCUCGCGUCGGCUGAGAUACCUUCCACGAGCUUUGACCCUGACAAGUCAAAUCUUUCUGCACUCAUGAAUACAUCCAAGAAGCAGCAACACCACCGCCAUAGAGGCGGCGAAAAGAGUGUCAGCGGAAUGAGUCACUUUAGCCGAAGUGGAUUUGGGCUCGAUGAAAUGGCACCUGGCUUUGCUAGCCAUCGUAGGACAAACCGACGCCGCAACCUCAGCAAUGUCAGCGGGAGUGUUCAUCAUUUCGGAUCUCCACGCCCUAAAUCUGUUUACAAGGGACCGUCAGCAUCGUCAGAGCUGUUGUUUCCUGUGGAUAACUCCAUUCAUCCAAACCACAGCGGGACCCAGCUGACCAGAAGCAACUCCCUACAGAAACGCAAGGCAGCUAAAACCAAGCUUAACGAAUCCAGCUUGAAGCAUGUCGACAAGCUCCUCUAUCAACUCUUGCGUGAUGCCGAUAUACCUAAUCCCGGGGCAUGGCAAAAAGCGCUAGUCCCCAUUCUUUUACAAGCCACUGAUGAUGUAUCUCCUGACGUUGCAAAUGGCGAAUCCAUGGACAUUCGGACUUAUGUGAAGCUCAAGAGAAUUCCGGGAGGAAAACCUGGUGACACAUCCUACAUCUCCGGCAUUGUCUUCACCAAGAAUCUUGCACUGAAGAGUAUGCCACGCAAAAUCACGAACCCUAGGAUUCUACUUGUCGGGUUUCCGAUUGAAUACCAGAGACACCAGCAGCAAUUUAUGAGCUUGGAGCCGGUCAUUGCCCAAGAGAAAGAAUUUCUGAGAAUCGUUGUUAACAGGAUCGCGCAGCUUAAACCUCAGGUUCUGCUUGCCGAGAAGACUAUUUCUGGCUUGGCUUUGCAGUACCUCUCCGAAGCCAAUAUUUCGGUAGCCUUCAACGUCAAGCGAUCAGUGAUUGCAGCCGUCGCCCGAUGUACUGAGACUAAGAUCAUUGAGUCUCUUGACAUGUUGGAAGCUCAAGUCGGGAGGUGCAGUGCCUUUGAGGUCAGGACCUUUGUGAACAAUGACUACCCAGGACGAAAGAAGUCUUACAUCUUUCUUUCUGGAUGUCGACCCGAGCUCGGCUGUACCAUUACACUUCGAGGAGCUAGCGACGCUCUUCUUGCUAAAAUGAAAUACAUCACCGACUUCAUGGUCUACGUUGUUUACAAUCUCAAACUUGAAUCCAGUCUUUUGCGGGAUGAAUCCGUCGAGCCUCCUGAGGCCAACGACUCGACGUCAAUGUCGAAUUCCUUCCAAGCAUUGAAUGAAAGCAUCCGGUCACUGAACUCGGUUGGUCAUACAACCAACAGCGGUGGCAGAACCGGCCCCAUCGUUGUAGUCAACCAGCCAUCGAGCGAGAGCGAGCCGCCCUCACAGUUGACGAUGGAUAGCUCAAGCUUCGGAGGCACAGAUGAAGCUUUUCAGGUCCCAGACGACGUGCCCAUGCCGACAUUCUAUAGCGAUAUGGUGGCCAAAUAUGAGACCAAGAUUCUCUCGGUGUCGCCAUAUGUGCGAUUCACUCAGCCGUACCUUCUCAUGAAAGCUCGCGAGCAAGAAAGGCGCCUGUUCUAUCUCAAACGCUUGAGGGACCAGGACAUGAUUGAGGAAGAUUUGGAAAAGAGUGGCCCUCCAAAGUUUCAGCUUAUCAAACCUGAGAUGGUCGAAGAGCUUGGUCAGAAGGCGCCUCGUCAAAUUAUGGAAAUUCUCCACGCCGUGCAUGACGCCGAAUACGACAAGGCUCUUUAUAAUUACCAGACUCAAACUCGUCAGUGGGAGACUUAUAUCCAGGGCAACUUGGACUUGUUCGACCCUUACUCUCACCAAAAUAUCAUCAUACUGUAUUCCGUCAUCUGCACCGAAACUAAAAUUCCUUGCACGGAGCCCAGCUUAGUCGGCAUCAACUUUUACGAUGAGCAGCGCGAAGAUAGCAGCAUGGAUCCAGACUGUACCCUCGGCCAGUAUAUCGAAUACCUAGUAAACAGCAAAGAUGAAAUUUGCGACUCUAAUGGAUGCGACCGCAAAAUGGCCCAGCAUCAUCGUACUUUUGUCCAUGACCAGUUCCGGAUCACGGUGUUUGUGGAGCAUCUCCCGAACGCCCCUCCCAGGUCACCAGAACUGGGCGAUGGGAUUUCCAUGUGGAGUUAUUGCAAGAUCUGCCAGAAAGAUUCGGAGGAGAUAGCAAUGUCUGAGACUACUUUCAAGUACUCCUUUGGAAAGUAUCUAGAGCUGUUGUAUUGGGGACGCGGCCUGCGCAUGAAGGAUGCCAUGGAAUGCCCCCACGACCAUCAAAAAGACCACGUCCGUUAUUUCAGUCUAAACGAUUCUCGUGUCCGGAUUCACUGGGACCCAAUCGAUCUCCUGGAAAUUGUCGUACCGCGGGCGCGACUGACGUGGAAAGUGAGCAAUGACCUUAGGCUCAAGAAUGACAUUUUUGGAAAGAUGGAUGAGCGCUGGGCAAAAUUCAUGGCCUCCGUGAUUGCCCGGCUCGAAAGCAUUAGGAUCGAUAGUGUCCUCCCCGAAAAGGCUGAGUCUUGCAAAGCAGAGCUGGACCGACUGAAGCAAAAGGCCAAGGAAGAGGAAGCCCUCAUGAUCCAACGCUUGCAAGAGAUUUAUGUCAAUUCCAAGUACUAUGAGGUUGUCCCAUUUAACAUCAUUGUUCGAGAAAUGUUGGAGACGGCUAGCGAAUGGGAUCAAGUCUUUGCUACGUUUGAGGCAGAUUUCUUGGGAGACAAAGACAUGCGACAACUCACAAUGUUGCAGCUAAAGAAGAUUUUCACCGACAACGAGUCAAAGGAAUCCCUUGGGUCCAAUGAAGGAACAGGGUCUGCCGGGGACAGCGAAGAGCGCCCAUCCCAGACCUUUUCCGAGGCAGAGGAGAAGUCUACACAACCGACAGAUUUCACUGACAACAGCAUGGAGGCAAGUGCCACUUCUUCAAAGCUUGCUGGAGAAAAGGUCGAUGUUGAAGGCGACGGUCCAUUACAGACAAUAACGCAAGACGCCAUUGAGCAGGUUCAGCCAUUGGAUUUGGCCAGCACGGCGCCUGUUAUGAUUCAAGAUUCCCAAGCCAUUGCUGGCAAUGAGGAUGCUAAAACUGCCCCUGCUGCAACAACUCCGCCAGAUGCGGUGCCAGCAUCACAAUCGCCGCCCGUCAGAAUGGCUCGAAGUCCCACAAACUCUUCAAUCUCGGGGCGGUCCCUCAGCGAAAGGAUAGACGCAAGUGCCCUGAAAAAGUCUGCCCAGCCAAGGCAAUCGCAGGAUUCCAACGAGAGACCCGCCGAUAUGGAAACACCAAGACAGGUCUCAGAACAAGGCGUUCGACGAAAGUCUACCACCAGCACAUCGCCACCAGUGACUAGAGCUGCAUCACAGCCAUCCCGGACAUUGGCUAGGUUACAGUCUCUGGGCAAAUCGUCUGGCUCUUCCGAGUCAGUGGCAAAGGUGCCAGAGAAUUCCGAUCAGCAGUCAGAACACUCCACCAAAUCGGAGAAAAAACUGUCUGAGCGACUCGGCCUAAACGUGCUGAAAAAUCGAGGGAAAAUAGCUGGAUCGAGUAUUCCGCGCCUUGUUCCUAAGAAGAAGGAAUCAAAGGUUACUACUCUGGCUAAGCACUUUGAACAGCUCAGCAGGGAGUUCAGCAGGGAGUUUGAGAAGGAGCGCAUCCGAGACCGUAAGAAGCGUGCGGCCAGCAUGCGGAACCCUCGUCCUAUGCUCCCCAAGACAUCAACGCAGGCAAUUGUACAAGUAUACGACAACGUCAAUGAAGCAUUUGACGAGCCAGCUGUCACAAGCGAACAAAGCACAGAGCAGGACAUGGAAUCGCAGUCCCAGUCGCAGGAUACGUCCUCAGUUCCUCUAGGAAGCAAGCGAGAAGAAUCAUCCAAGACAGGGUCGCAGACGGAACCACCAACUCCUAGCGAACCGCCCCUGCCAUCAGAUGGUCAAGUUCGAUGGGAUGAUGAUAGCACCAACGUGAACACAAACCAGGGUCUUUCGGACGACGAGGGCGGUACUAGUGACGCUGAGCCCUCAGUAUCCGACGAAUUUAUGCCCGACAUCAAAGAAAUGGCUGACUCUAACGCGGAAAUUCCACUUGAGCUUCCAAAGCACGAAAAAAUGAGCUUGAUGAAGUACCUGACCAACUUCUGGGCCGAACGAUCAGCAAGCGGAUGGCCAGCGUUAGAAUACCCCGUCAACGCCACUGACCACAUCUUUGUGGACUCAGAUAUUAUUGUUCGGGAAGACGAGCCGAGCUCGGUUAUUGCACUGGCCCUCAACAGCGACGAUUACAAGGAGAAGUUGGCCAAUAUCCGGCGAGAUGCGCACCAGACUAUGCUCCGAGAAACAGAUAUUCCGGAUGAAAUUGCUGAUGACAAUGUGGAGAGCAAUGUAGACGGAAAUUUUGAUGGUGAUGUCGAAGAGCUAGAGAAGAGUCUGCUCCGAUCCACUGGCACGCAUCUCAAGUAUCAAUUCAAAGAAGGUGCCGCGGUCAUGACUUGCAAGAUUUUUUACGCCGAGCAAUUCGAUGCUCUUCGACGAAAGUGUGGUGUUUCCGAGCGUAUUGUGGAGUCGUUGUCACGGUGCCUUCAGUGGGAUUCAAAGGGUGGCAAAACAAAAUCUGUCUUUUUGAAGACUCUGGAUGAUCGACUUGUCUUGAAGUCACUUUCAACAAUCGAAACAUCUGCGUUCUUGCGAUUUGCGCCAGGAUACUUCAGCAUCAUGGCCGAGGCACUGUUCCACGACUUGCCGUCUGUAAUCGCAAAGAUGAUGGGAUUCUUCCAAGUCGUCAUUAAAAACCCAGUGACUGGAACAGACAUCAAGUUGGACCUGCUGGUUACGGAGAAUCUCUUCUACGACCGUUCUCCAACGAGAAUCUUUGACUUGAAGGGCUCCAUGCGUAACCGCAAGAUCAAUGCGACUGGCGAGCAGAACGAGGUCCUUUUGGACGAAAACAUGGUGGAGUACAUUUAUGAAUCUCCCUUAUUUGCGCGCGAACACUCCAAGAAGCUCCUGAGGGCGUCGGUUUGGAACGAUACGUUGUUCUUGGCGCGACAGAACGUAAUGGACUACUCUUUGAUGAUUGCAGUUGACGAGAGAAGAAAAGAACUUGUCGUCGGCAUCAUUGAUUGCAUCAGAACAUAUACGUGGGACAAGAAGCUUGAAAGUUGGAUCAAAGAUCGCGGUUUCGCAGGCGGUGGUCGGAAUCGGCCGACUGUGACUAGUCCGAAGGAAUACAAGUCUCGAUUCAGAGAGGCCAUGGCAAGAUAUAUCUUGCAAGCUCCCAACUGCUGGCACCUGUUCAACAAGCCUCAGUAUAACAUGCUAUAUGGUCGAGCACGAUUUGAAGAUCAAGAGGCUUGA